Molecule: messenger RNA, 2213 nt
Organism: Eutrema salsugineum
Lineage: Eukaryota; Viridiplantae; Streptophyta; Magnoliopsida; Brassicales; Brassicaceae
Product: pentatricopeptide repeat-containing protein At1g80150, mitochondrial
Exons: 2
Coding region: 408-1601 (397 amino acids)
Molecular function (GO): protein binding
Source: RefSeq, a predicted model, not a curated record
CAGAGCUUCUCAGAUCGUAAAAAUCUCUCCUUUUCCGGUCGCUGCUCCGGCUUGGGAUCAUAACCAGCUGGGUUGAAGUUAUCAUAUUCGCUGUUAUCGCGACUUUUUUGGAUAUGGCUGUUGUAGAAUCGCAUUUUAGGUAUUCUCGAUUGAGGUAGAUGGAUGUCGAGAGGGUUUGAUUAAAUCUUCGCUCUCGUUGCAAAUCUCUCCGUAUUUGUGGAAUUUCCUUUUUUUAUCUUUCCUAAAAAUUCAUCUCAGCUUGGUAUUGCUUCCUGAGGGAAUGAUUAGCUUGUAGAUCUUACUAAUUGCAAAGGCUGGAGAUUUGUGGAGGGGGAAGAAAUUAAAUAACGUACAUGCUAUCGGGUUCACUAUACGGGCAUGUUUAGGCUCGAGGGAGGCCCUGGAUCAUGCUAUCUCUGCGACCCAUUCGCAGAUUCUGCCAUUCUUCUUCCUUUAUAGCCACUGGGAGCGCCCAUAUCCCGACAGAAUCCAAUCUGAGCCAAGGUUUGAAACCGCUCGAGGAACCUGCCCUCGUCAAGCUUAAAUCUGAGCGAGACCCUGAGAAGCUAUUCAAGCUCUUUAAAGCUAAUGCCACCAACCAGCUGGUGAUUGAAAAUCGAUUUGCUUUUGAAGAUACGGUUUCUAGAUUAGCUGGGGCACGUCGCUUUGAUUUCAUCGAGGAUCUUCUUGAGCAUCAGAAGACACUUCGACAAGGUCGGCGCGAGGGCUUCAUUGUUAGGAUUAUAAUGUUAUAUGGCAAGGCUGGAAUGACGAAGCACGCACUUGAUACUUUCUAUGAUAUGGAUUCAUACGGGUGCAAGAGGACUGUUAAAUCCUUCAAUGCCACACUUAAAGUCUUGACUUUGAAACCGGAUCUGCACGCCAUCCAGGACUUCCUUCGCGAUGUCCCUUCCAAGUAUGGGGUUGAAAUUGACGCCGUUUCUUUCAACAUUGUCAUUAAAUCUGCCUGUGAGAUGGGUUUUCUUGACAGGGCGUAUCUGGCAAUGAUGGAGAUGGAGAAAUCAGGGGUGAAACCAGACGUAGUUACAUAUACUACACUUAUAUCUGCGUUUUACAAGCACGAUAUGUAUGUGAUCGGAAAUGGACUCUGGAACCUUAUGGUCCUCAAGGGAUGUAGGCCUAAUCUCACCACCUUUAAUGUUAGGAUUCAGUUUUUAGUGAAUCGGAGACGAGCUUGGGAUGCAAAUGAUCUGUUGAUGUUGAUGCCAAAACUCCAGAUGGAACCGGACAGCGUAACAUAUAACAUGGUUAUCAAAGGGUUUUUUCUUGCUGGGUUCCCUGAGAUGGCAGAAAGGGUUUAUACAGCAAUGCAUGGUCAGGGUUACAAACCCAAUGAGAAGAUCUACCAGACGAUGAUCCACUAUUUGUGUAAGGCAAAAAAGUUUGACUUGGCUUAUACGAUGUGUAAGGAUUGUAUGAGAAAGAAGUGGUACCCGAACUUGGACACAGUUGGCAUGUUGCUCAACGGGCUUGUUCAAAAGGGGCAGCUUGAUCAGGCUAAGUUGAUCAUGGCGUUAAUUCACAAACGAGUCCCUCCUUUCAGAAAAGAACAGUUGGUCUCCCUGAAGUCCAUUUUGUAAUGAUUACAUGAAGUGGAACAAAUUUGCUACAUUUACACGAGAAAGCGGCCAAAGGAUUCUUUAUUUCUUUUUCCUGAGUUUCUUUUGUAUAGUUGUGGUGGAACUGGAAAUUGGAUGUGGCCCCAUAUUAGGAGACACACUAACUUGUUCUUAACGGAUUCGACUAUUUGUUCUUCUAUGAUAAUAAAAGCUGAGGAUGAACUGAAAACUCAAGUGAAUGCGCACUCGAGAGCAGUUUGGCCUACGCAAAGUUGUGACCAAUCUUUUGCCUUGUGCUGGAGAAACCGUCUGCACUUGGCUCAGACGAUGAAAAGCUUCUUGGAAAAAAACAUCUUAUUCUGGCCAAAAGAAAGGCGAUUUUCAUAUCAACAUUCAUCGACGUUCCUGCUACAGUAGGAAGCUUAGACAACAGGAGAAAAGAAGAACAAGAGGCAAGUUUUGUUUUGUCGUCAUUGAUUUAGAUGACCCACAGUCUGUGUAACGUUGGAGAAAUUAAUAUUCUGUUCGUUGUGACAAUAAAAUACACUCCAACUGUUGAGCCCACAAAUGAGAAAGCAAACAAAAGUUCAUUUGGUGUGUGAUUUGUCGCAUGUGUAACUUUAACGGUAGAUU